This is a messenger RNA of Capsicum annuum, 894 nucleotides long. Its product is annotated as universal stress protein PHOS34. Lineage: Eukaryota; Viridiplantae; Streptophyta; Magnoliopsida; Solanales; Solanaceae. The record is from RefSeq and is a predicted model, not a curated record. The coding region runs from base 229 to 726 and encodes 165 amino acids. The transcript is spliced from 3 exons.
UAAAUCAAUAAGUUUCUCUCCUAUUGGAUAGUGUAGAACCUUCUGGCUGCUGUCUAUGGGUAGGAAAAAACACGUUUCUUUAAUUAAUUAAUAUCUAUAUUAAAAAAAAAAAAAAAAAAAAGAGUUCAUUUGUGGUACACGCCACCAUAAGAGUUAAGUCGACGACAAAGGUUCCAUAUUAGAUCAAAGGUUGGUUUCUCUCCAUCAUAUAAUUGUGGGAUAAUAAAUAUGGGUGAAAAAGGGGUGAUGGUGGUGGGGGUGGAUGACAGCGAACACAGCUUUUAUGCGUUGGAGUGGACUUUGGAACAUUUCUUUGGGGGGAAUUGUUCAUCGUCGUCGUCGUCGUCAUCAUCUGCUUUCAAGCUCCUCAUCGUCCACGCCAAACCUACUGCUACGUCCGCCAUCGGCCUCGCUGGUCCUGGGGGUGCUGAUGUUUUGCCCUAUGUCGAGGCUGAUUUGAGGAAGAUCUCUUCUAGGGUUGCCGAAAAAGCUAAGACUAUUUGUUCUGCUAAAUCGGUAAACGAUGUUAUAGUAGAGGUUGUGGAAGGUGAUGCUAGGAAUGUCUUGUGUGACGCUGUGGAGAAGCAUCAUGCCUCUCUCUUAGUUGUUGGUAGUCAUGGUUAUGGAGUUCUAAAGAGGACUGUUUUGGGCAGUGUAAGUGACUACUGUGCUCACCAUGCCCACUGCAGUGUGAUGAUUGUGAAGCGCCCAAAGGUCAAGGCUUGAGAUGUAUCUGAUUCUUGUUGUCUGAACAAGUUCUAGAGUGGAGGAGGACUUGGUUGAUUAUGUGUAUUUAUUCAAUUGUUUUGACUCUCGAUACCCAUAUUCUACCAUGUAAUAUUAUUGUGGAUAAAUUUCAGACUUUAUAUAACAAUAAGUCAUGAUUGAAUGCGA